This is a messenger RNA of Thlaspi arvense, 3934 nucleotides long. NCBI's taxonomy places the organism in Eukaryota, Viridiplantae, Streptophyta, Magnoliopsida, Brassicales, Brassicaceae. The record is from the annotation of a GenBank genome assembly.
CACAAUUGUUUGAAUUUAAAUAUUUGUUUAAUUUUUUUAAAUAUUUAAUUUAAGUCCAUCUUCACAUCCGAUUCUUCCUUCUCUUACCACCUCUCUUUCUCUCUCUUCCCUUUUUCGCUGGAACUGUUUUCUCUCUCUCCCUUCUGGGCUUCUAGGGUUUGUCUCUCAGUCCCCGAUUCCCGCUCUAUUCGAUCGGCGCCGCCGAGAUUCUAGAUUAACUUGCGGCAAUGGAGGUUACCCAGUUGCUCAUAAACGCUCAGUCGAUUGAUGGAAACGUGCGUAAGCACGCUGAAGAAAGUCUCAAACAGUUUCAGGAGCAAAACCUUGCAGGGUUUUUGUUGUCACUUGCUGGAGAGCUUGCAAGCGACGAGAAGCCAGUAGAUAGCAGGAAAUUAGCCGGUUUAGUCCUAAAAAAUGCUCUUGAUGCUAAGGAACAACACAGGAAGUAUGAGCUCGUCCAGAGGUGGCUGUCUCUUGACAUGUCAACAAAGUCUCAGAUCAGAGCAUUCUUGUUGAAGACACUCUCCUCCCCUGUGCCCGAUGUUCGUUCAACUGCAUCUCAGGUCAUCGCCAAGGUUGCAGGUAUUGAGUUGCCACAGAAGCAGUGGCCUGAGCUUAUCGGAUCUCUUCUCUCGAACAUUCACCAGUUACCAGCUCAUGUCAAGCAAGCCACUUUGGAGACUCUUGGGUACCUAUGUGAAGAAGUGUCACCUGACGUUGUAGAACAGGAACAUGUAAAUAAGAUACUCACGGCCGUUGUUCAGGGUAUGAAUGCUGCUGAGGGAAACAAUGAUGUAAGGCUUGCAGCAACCCGUGCUUUAUACAUGGCUCUGGGAUUCGCCCAGGCGAAUUUCAACAACGACAUGGAGCGUGAUUAUAUCAUGAGAGUCGUGUGUGAAGCAACCCUUUCCCCUGAGGUGAAAAUCAGGCAGGCGGCUUUUGAGUGUUUGGUAUCAAUCGCUUCCACAUACUAUGACAAGUUGGCGCAUUAUAUGCAAGAUAUAUUCAACAUCACAGCCAAGGCUGUAAGAGAAGAUGACGAGUCUGUUGCUCUACAGGCGAUUGAAUUCUGGAGUUCGAUUUGUGACGAGGAGAUUGAUAUCUUAGAAGAAUAUGGGGGCGAGUUCACUGGGGAUUCCGAUGUUCCUUGCUUCUAUUUCACCAAGCAGGCUCUCCCUGCGCUUGUGCCUCUGCUGUUGGAGACUCUUCUUAAGCAAGAAGAAGAUCAGGAUCUGGAUGAAGGGGCUUGGAAUAUCGCAAUGGCUGGUGGAACAUGCCUCGGUUUGGUUGCUAGGGCAGUUGGAGAUGACAUUGUACCUCAUGUCAUGCCUUUCAUCGAAGAGAAAAUAUCAAAGCCUGAUUGGAGAGAGCGGGAAGCUGCAACUUAUGCUUUUGGUUCCAUUUUGGAGGGACCUUCUGCUGAUAAGCUGAUGACAAUUGUUAACGCAGCGUUAACAUUCAUGCUCAAUGCUCUGACGAAGGACCCAAGCAACCAUGUGAAAGACACAACUGCAUGGACCCUUGGUCGGAUAUUUGAGUUCCUUCAUGGUUCAACCAUCGAGACGCCCAUAAUUACUCAGGCAAACUGCCAGCAGAUUAUCACAGUACUGAUCCAGACCAUGAAAGAUGCACCUAAUGUUGCGGAGAAGGCUUGUGGGGCUCUAUAUUUCCUUGCUCAAGGCUACGAGGAUAUUGGUCCCAACUCUCCAUUAACACCCUUCUUCCAGGAAAUAAUCAAGUCCCUUCUAGCUGUUGCACACAGAGAGGACGCCACUGAAUCACGCUUGCGAACCGCGGCGUACGAGGCUUUGAAUGAAGUUGUCAGGUGUUCGACUGAUGAAACAUCAGCCAUGGUUCUGCAAUUAGUACCUGUGAUAAUGAUGGAGCUUCACAAUACUUUGGAAGGGGAAAAGCUUUCGUCCGACGAGAGGGAGAAACAAAACGAGCUUCAGGGACUUUUAUGUGGAUGCUUGCAGGUCAUCAUACAGAAGCUGGGAUCUGAACCGACCAAGUAUUCUUUCAUGCAGAAUGCAGAUCAGAUGAUGGUACUCUUCCUGAGGGUGUUCGGUUGUAGAAGUGCAACCGCACACGAGGAGGCCAUGCUUGCCAUUGGCGCUCUCGCUUAUGCAGCAGGUCCCGAAUUCGCCAAGUACAUGCCUGAGUUUUACAAGUACUUGGAAAUGGGUCUUCAAAACUUUGAAGAGUACCAAGUGUGUGCUGUUACUGUGGGCGUUGUUGGGGAUAUCUGCAGAGCAUUGGAGGACAAGAUUCUACCUUACUGCGACGGGAUUAUGACGCAGCUUCUGAAAGAUUUGUCGAGCAACCAGUUGCACCGAUCAGUGAAGCCGCCGAUAUUCUCCUGUUUUGGCGACAUAGCACUUGCUAUCGGAGAGAACUUUGAGAAGUACCUCGUGUAUUCGAUGCCGAUGCUACAGAGCGCAGCGGAACUAUCUGCUCACGCCUCUGGAGCUGAUGAUGAGAUGACGGAGUACACAAACUCACUGAGAAACGGGAUCCUCGAGGCUUAUUCAGGCAUAUUCCAAGGGUUCAAGAACUGUCCCAAAACCCAGUUCCUGAUUCCUCACGCACCCCAUAUCCUCCAGUUUUUGGACAGUAUAUACAUGGAGAAAGACAUGGACGAGGUGGUGAUGAAGACAGCGAUAGGGGUGUUAGGAGAUAUAGCGGACACACUAGGGAGUCAUGUGGGUGGUUUGAUACAACAGUCAGUGUCGAGUAAAGAGUUCUUAAACGAAUGUUUGUCAUCUGAAGACCACACGAUUAAAGAGGCAGCUGAAUGGGCCAAGCUUGCCAUUACCCGUGCCAUAUCUGUUUGAAGUGGCUCUCUCUUUUUUCUUUGCCUUUGCGAGAGAGAAAAAAAAAAAGUUUGAGAAAAAUUCCUUUUGAGUUUUAGUAAAGUCUGCAUGCAUCUCUGGGGUGGGUUUUGAGUCGGGGAGGGUUUAGAGCUGCAACAGCCGAGUCACAUCAGCAUCAUCAUCAUCAUCAUCAUCAUCAGUUUCAUUUGCAUCAUCAUCAGCAUUACUGGGUCAGUCACAGAGUCAUGGAUUGAUGAGUUUUGGGUAAAUAAUGAAACUGGAGAGGGAGUCGCGGGUGAAACUUUAUCCGGGGAAGGAAAGCCCCGGAGGAGAAGGAGGAGGAGGAGUCGUUUUCUGGUGGUUUUGGGGGCAAAAGUUUUAUGGGGACAGUCACAAUACAUUCAGCAAAAUUGUUUUUUUUCUUUCUCUCAUAUGUUUCUUCUUCAACCCCUUGAGGGAUGGUCUCGGGUUUUUAUCAAGUGGGGGGGCAUUAUUAGAGGACAAUCCCUUGAUUUUUUUUUUUUUUUUUUAAUUAUUACUUUGGUUAGUUGCAGUCUUUGCAUCAUCAUUUUGUCACUUUGUCUUUUGGGGGUUUGUAUGUUUGAUUAAAAAGCAUAUUCACAUUUUUAUUUUUAUAUAAAAAAAAAGUUUCACAUGGUCUAUUCUCUUUCUUGGAUGCAGUUUAGGGGUUUUGCAUAUAUACUGUGUUUUGUUUGUGUAAUGAUCACAUUUUGUGUUAGCUUAUAUAUGGUGUCAUGUCUUUAGGGUCAGAAGAUGUCAACAUCUGUUAUAUUCUUUUAGAUUCCAUCAUUGAUUUGGCUCGAACUAUAAGGGAAAGGUCAGAUGUUAAUAGGAGAGAACGUUUUUGCCUUUGCUCUUGUUCCAAAGAGUGUCAUGUUAACAAGAAGAAUGCUCUCACGCUACUUCCAAGUGUUAAUGAUACCGAUUUUGAUUGUUUUUUUGCGUUUAUAUCUGUAUUCUUUUUCGAAUGGUUCUUCUUUUAUUUUAAAAAGAAGAUAGAUUACUUGUUUUUGUUGAAAAGCCAAGCGAGUGAAUUGUUGAAUCGAACCAGAAUUUUGUGGGGGUGAUUAAGAAGAUAAUUGCUAAUUGUAUUUGUGCUC